CAUUGAAGUUUAUGGAGUAGACAGCAUUUCACAGAUUAGGAAUGAGCAUGUAGAGACAAGGAAGAAAGAUUACCCACAUUUGCAAGGGUUAUGGUUUUCCGAUGUUUGUAAGACCAAGAAUGUGUUAGAAAUAGAGUUACUAAUCGGCGCAGAUUAUUUGUGGAUAUUUCAAGAAGGGCGUACGGUUAGGGGCAAGAGUGAUGAACCUGUUGCGGUACAAACCAAAUUAGGAUGGGUGUUGUCAGGUCCACUGAAGAGUAGCUCUGAAGAUGAUGAUGGUCCUACAUCGUGUGCACAGGUAAGUAUAAACCUUAUUGGGCAUGUAAAUUCAUCAAAAAAUAGGUCCCUUGAAGCAUGUGUUGAAAAAUUAUGGGAUUAUGAAACGUUAGGUAUAAAGCAUGAAGAGGAAGCUAGUGAGUUAUUAAAUGAUUCAAUACAUUUCAAUGGCCAACGAUAUAGUGUAAGUUUACCUUGGAAGGAAGGGCAUAGUUUAUUGCCAACUAAUUAUAGCUGUAGUGUGCAGAGAUUAAAGGGACAGCUUUUAAGAUUAAAGAAGGAGCCAGAAGUUUUACAAGAGUAUGACAGAGUAAUUAAAGAACAGUUAGAGCUAGGUAUUAUAGAACCAGUUGUAGAGUUAGAGAGAGCUGAUAAGAUCCAUUAUCUACCACAUCAUGCUGUGGUUCGUAAAGAUGCAAAGACCGCUAAGGUCAGGGUUGUGUAUGAUGCAUCGAGUAAAGAGACUAAGAAGGGUGUAUCUUUAAAUGACUGCUUGCAUGUUGAGCCACCUCUAUCCCCGUUGUUGUAUCACAUUAUAUUGCGUUUUAGAGAAAAGCGAAUAGCGCUUGUAGCAGAUAUAGAGAAGGCUUUUUUAAAUAUUGAAAUUGAUCCGGGUGACAGAGAUUGUUUGAGAUUUCUUUGGGUGGGCAACAUACAUGAAGAUGAGGUGAAGCCAGUAGAGUAUAGAUUUUGUAGAGUUGUUUUUGGUGUGAACUGUUCACCAUUUUUGCUGAAUUGGCCACUUCAACACCGCUUUUCGAAGGGUAAUCCUGAAUUGACUCGAAAGUUGAAGGACGGCUUUUAUGUUGAUGAUCCGGUAACUGGAGAACAAACCCCUGAGCAUGCAUUAUCAUUAUAUGAGGCUUCUAGUAACAAUUUAGCUUCUGGGGGUUUCAAGCUUAGGAAAUGGCUCAGUAAUAGUAAACUUGUAAUAGGGAAAAUCCAAUCAAAGGAAGAAAUCAAGCCUGAUAGAGGAAACUUGGCAUGUGAAGAAACAUUUGCUAAGUCAUUCCUUUGCAUGACAGGCAAAAAUGACACAUCAGUGAAAGUCCUUGGGUUAGCUUGGAAUUGUACAACUGAUGAAUUUCAGUUUUUGUUUCAAGGUUUAGUUGAGAAAGCAAAAUCGCAACCUGUUACCAAACGCAAUAUUCUUAGAAUAUUAGCUGGGUUGUUUGAUCCAUUGGGAAUUCUUAGCCCAAUGGUAGUAAGUAUUAAGAUGUUAUUUCAAGCACUGUGUUUGGACAAAGUAAAUUGGGAUUCUGAACUAAAUGGAAAAUAUUUGAAGCAAUGGUUAGGUUGGGUUCAUGAUCUUGAAGUUGUAGGUCAAAUUAUGAUACCAAGGUGUGUGUAUGGAAGUCUAAUUGGAAAACCCAAAUGUUCAUUCCAUGGGUUUGGUGAUGCUAGUUGGAAAGCCUAUUGUGCAGUUGUGUAUUAUGUCUGUGAAUUAAGUUCAGAUGAGACUAGUCACAAAAUUGAAGAGAAUGAUGAGACAAAGGUUAAGCGUAGGUUUAGGCAUCUAGCGAAACUGCGAGUUCACUUUUGGGAGAGAUGGAGAAAGGAAUACUUGACGAAUUUGAGAGAGCAUCAUAGAAGUAAGAGGGAGAAGAGGGAUAGCAACGUGAAGAAUGGGAGAUGUAGUUUUAGUAUUUGACGAGAACCUUAAGAGAGGAUUAUGGAAGAUAGGUAGGAUUGAGAGUUUAAUUGUCGGUAGAGAUGAAGUGGUUCGAGGAGCGAAAGUGAGAGUGAUGACUAAAGGAAAUCCAGUAUAUCUUAAUAGACCAGUUCAGAAAUUGUAUCCUGUAGAGUUAAAUGAGAACGGAAGCAGUACGGAAGAAAGAAAGGAUAAUAAAGUUGAAAAUGAAGUGGAUGGGUACGAUAACCAGAAAGGAAAGACGAAAACUAAUGAGAAAGGAAAGACGGGAAUGAAUGAGAAAGACGGAGAGAAGGGUAAGGUGGAAAGCUGUGUCCAUAGUAAUAGACCUAGGAGAGCAGCAGCUUUGGAUGCACAUUCGAGAACACAAGCAGUAGCGUAGCCAGCCCGACGAUUUAGUCCCGCUAUGCAAAUAUUUUUGUGUUCAUUGACUGUGAAAACAAUCAAUUUCUAAAGAAAUGAAUAAUGGUAAUAAUUUCGAAUUUGCAUAGCGGGACUAAGUUGUCGGGCUGGCUACGCCACUGAACACAAGUCAUGUUUGACCCUUACAGGCUCAAAGGAGGGAGUGUGUAGAAUAAUUUGUAACAUUAUACUAUUGAUAACGCCGUAGGAGACCAAACAAUGGGUGAUUUAGUUGAUUGACGUACGAAAUGGAUCGUAUGUCAUAAAUAAUAGACUUCGAGUUGAUUGUCAGACUGAAAGCACGAGAGAAAACCAGAAGGAUUGUUUGUUAUAUAUUUUAUCGUUUGAAUCGUAUUAAAAUAAAUAUGUUUUAAAGUACGCGUGUUCUAUUUCCUAUGGUAUUGUUUUGAUAGUAUACAGUCCCCACGAAGCGCAACUGUCUUGCUGUGUAAGACAGAAAAGUGCAACACUGUCUUGGAACUGAAAUAUUUUUAUGGGAACUAACACUUUCAAACACUCUGAGUUUAAAUCCGAAAUGUUCCCGCUCUAUAGACCUGCAGUUUUCUCACAAACUGCAAUUUUAUCUUCACAAAUUCACCACAACUUUUUUCAUUGUUCAACGACACGGAUCGAUGACGACAAACGAUUAUGUCACUCCAAAAGACUUAUUUCUAUUAACCAGUCUUCCUUUUAACAAAAGACCGGUUUUCCUCGAAUCAUUUUGAGUUAUGUCAUAUUAUGCGUGUUGGACAUAAACAACAUAUCUUGUCUACAACUUUGGGAAGGUACAGAUAAAGCUUUCUAAAAUCCUCAGUUCUGGCUGUAUCUCUAUAAAAUCACAAGGACGUCAAUGUUAAGUCGUUGGGCUAUAUCUCUGGGAUGAGAAACAAUUCCUUACAUGCGAUCAAAAUGUUUUAUACAACGAUGUAAAACGGUAAUGUUAUAUAAUGGGUCAGCAUUUAAAUUUCCAACACAGGUUUUGAGACGUAAUUCAAGAGGUAACUUAUCAUUGCAUUUGAACUAUUAUAUCAGUUGGUGUUAUUCUGUGUGAUUAGCAAGUAUUAUUAGAAAGAGGGCUUUCAUAUACGUUGUAAUCACCAAAUAAACAGCUCAUGCCCACAUUUCUCAACUUCCUCGUAAGUUUACAGAGCAGAUUUUAUACUUUGGCACUGGUAUUUGUCUUUGAUGUGACCAUUUAUUCUUCUAGUUUAAGAUUAUUUAAUAAGAGUGAUCCUGUCGUAAGUCUUCUACCAGCAACCCAUCGACAAUAUUUCAUUUUAGUGUUGUCUUUGCCGUUCCGUUGGCUUCGCGUUACUUUUGUUUUAAAUACCUUGAUUGCGUUAAAAGAGUUAUUUCUCAGCCAGGGGCGGCGAAACGGAUUUCAGUUUGGGGGGGGGCUAAAUUUUUUUUCCGUGACGUCCCCCCCCCCGUCGCCAAAAACAUUUCGGUCAGUGUACCAUUUUAGGGGUACAAAAAAUUUUCCGGACCUAACAAAAAAUUUUUCCGGACAUACUCGAUUUUUAAACAAAAUAUUCCAAAUUUUUCCCCUUAUACCUAAAUUUUCCAAAAAUAACCUACAUUUUUCCUUAAUUAUCAAAAUUUUUCCAGAGAAAACAAAGAGAGAAAACCCUAGCCCCCCCCUGUUCCGCCGCCACUGUUCUCAGCCGAGAGACAUAGCCAAAAGACUUAGGAUUAACGUCCUUGUGAUUUUAUUGAGAUAGAGCCAGAACAGAUGAUUUCAGAGAGCUUUAUCUGUACUUUCCCAAAGUUGUAGACAAGAUAUGUUGUUUACGUCCAACACGAAUAAUAUAACAUAACUCAAAAUGAGUCGAGCAAAACCGGUCUUUCGUUAAAAGGUAGACUGGUUAAUAGAAAUUGGUCUUUUUGAGUGAUAUAAUCGUUUGUCGUCAUCGAUCCGUGUCGUUGAACAAUGAAAAAAGUUGUCGUGAAAUUAGUGAAGAUAAAAUUGCAGUUUGUGAGAAAACUGUAGGUCUACGGAGCGGGAACUUUUCGGAUUUGAACUCAGCGUGUUCGAAAGUGUUAGUUCCCGUAAAAAUAUUUCAGUUCCAAGAUGGGUGAAAUGAAAGUGAACGGUAUCGGGAUGCAGCAAACGGCCUAAUGCAGGUUGUCGGUGAACCAAUUCAACAAGUUUCCAUUCACUCCAUAUAAUUGUAGUCGUCGUUAAGGAGAAUGUACAGAUACAGAUAUUUCACAGCACACUCCCUAUCAGGGCUUUUCAGUGACUGGUUACAUUGUGAAUAGAUAGGACCGGACUGACGUGAAGCAGACCGAGGUAGACUUUGAGCUUACAAAUGGCGCUUGAGCAGCCGCUAUUAGUCAUGCAUACCUCAUUAAUGAUCUGCCCCCUGACCUAAGUGCCUAACCCACCCUGUCAACUUUCAAUGUAGGAGGAAACCGGAGUACCUGGAGAAAACCCACGACUUUCGGCAGAGCGUUGACUAUUACUCUUUUCACAUGAGGACUGGGUUCGAGUCACAUUGAGAAGUUCUCACUGAGACUUGAACCAGCUACCUUAGAGGCGAAAGGCAAGUGCGCUAACCACUGAGUCGAAUGCUUUGACGAAGUCCAAAUAUAAAAAACCUUGGAUGCUCUUGUCCAAGCUCUUGCCAAUAGCGUGGAAAACAGAGAGAAGUUGUGUAACACACGAUCGGUUUCUGAUGAAGCCAUGUUGUUCAUUAGUGAUUAGAUGGGAUAUAUUGUUGGACAGAUUGCUGCAUACAGAGCGUUCGAGAAUCUUGAAUCAACAGCGAGAUAACACGAAAGUUCUCAGCUACUUCUUUUGACUCCUUCUUAUGAACAGGUGUGAUGUUCGCAGUCUUCCACUCUAUGGAUACUCUGCCGCGGUUCAGAGAAUCAUUGAAUAACGCACACAAACUUGGUUUAACUUGUUCACUACAGUCCUUCAAUAAGCGAGGGUGAAUUCCGUCAGGACCGUGUGCCUUGGUUACAUCUAAAUUGCGCAAAUCGUUCACGACUUCUUCCACACUAACAGUAAUAUCGGAUAACUGUACGUCAGUUUGAGAUGGAGUGUCGUAAUCAUCGUGUGAUAUAUGUCAAUUGUAUGGAUCUAUCUUGUCUUCUAUAUGCUGUAUGCAAAUCAGUCUUGGAGUGUCUAAAAGAAAAAAUAUAUAUCAAACUGUUUUUAAUACAAUGGGGAGUGACACAAUUGGCCUUUCUCACGCCGCCAUUUUUGGGGUACUGUAAUUUUUCGUAAACGAUUAUAACAAUGUGAAAAGCAAUAUUUCAGAACAAACUAACUAUUUGCAGAGUAAAUUUACCAUCAUACGCCCACAAAAUUAUAAAAUGUCGCCGUUACAUUGUGUUACGCUCGCAGGAUUGGCAAAAAAGUACCCCGAAAAUGGCGGCGUGAGAAAGGCUAAUUAGCAACCGCGGCAACAGCAGAGAACAAAAUUACUUACAUUUUUGUAUCGGAGCCAAAGCAUACAUUACCAAGCUUUAUUUUCAUAUUAAAAGUACUUACAUUUCUUAAUCCCUUAAGGAGCAAUAGUCAGUUAAUUCACCAAACAAUCUACACAGUAUAGCAACUUGAAAUGUUUUAACUGUUGGCAUUGUUAUGAGCCGUGAAAAUGAUGCAAAUGACGUAGCAGUUUGAACAACUACAGCGAACUAGAAUGCUCAAGGAUAAGGACAGAAAUAGAGUACAAUUUAUAGUUGCCUGAGUAAAAUAAGUUGUUAGUAAAAUAAGUAGUUGCCUGAAUACAAUUUAUAGUUGCCUAUCUUAGAGUAAAAAUGCUAUAAUUGUUGAUGAGCACAUCUUUAUUGACGUCGCCGUUGUAUUUGCCAAACUCUGGAGUAUCACAAUUGGUCAUAAUGGCAUGGUCGUGAUAUAGGUGCGAGCAAAUGUAAAGUUGGCUUGUUUCUUGUUUAGAUAAAAGGUCGAUUUCGUGUAUUGGUCAGUUUGUUACCUGGUGAUAAUAAUGGGAACAGUAGCAGUGAUCAAUCAGGAAGCGAGAGUGAUGAAGAAAGUUGUGACGAAACUGAGGAAAACUAA
Paramuricea clavata is the source of this 6362-nucleotide messenger RNA. Lineage: Eukaryota; Metazoa; Cnidaria; Anthozoa; Malacalcyonacea; Plexauridae. The record is from the annotation of a GenBank genome assembly.